Pelobates fuscus (common spadefoot toad) is the source of this 2170-nucleotide messenger RNA. RefSeq names its product doublesex and mab-3 related transcription factor 2 (gene DMRT2). Gene Ontology annotation, cellular component: nucleus. Lineage: Eukaryota; Metazoa; Chordata; Amphibia; Anura; Pelobatidae. The coding region runs from base 391 to 1989 and encodes 532 amino acids. The transcript is spliced from 4 exons. The record is from RefSeq and is a predicted model, not a curated record. Gene Ontology annotation, biological process: sex differentiation; regulation of transcription by RNA polymerase II. Gene Ontology annotation, molecular function: DNA-binding transcription factor activity, RNA polymerase II-specific; RNA polymerase II cis-regulatory region sequence-specific DNA binding.
GCUGACCGUCCCUGGGAGCUAUUAAAGGGGCAGAUCUCUUCCUAGUGUCAGCAAGCAAGUCACUGCCUGGCAAACAACUCUCAUCCCUUGAUCACCUGGUCAUGUCUCAGUGAGCCUGCUGCUCUCUGGGUUAAUUGCAGAUACCUGGAUAUAAGAGGAAAUCCGUGGGUGUGCCACAGCUUCAAGCCAUUGUGCCCUGUGUAUAGUACAGUGGAUGUAGCCUAGACCCUUCUUCAGGAUUAAACCUGCACUGAUUGUUGCCUUUUGUUUUUAACUUUAAUCACUGUCUUUGGAUGCCUCCCCCACCUGCUGAAUUAUUUCAUCCUCUAUAGCUGUGAGAGCAUUGGACACAGCAGCAAGCCAGGCUCACGGUAUAUUGGGGAGCCGGAGAUGUACGAGGUGAACGCAGUAACAGUCCCUUCCUCUUCCCCCUCCAUCGCCCCUUCUUCUCCCCAGUCAUCAUACUCAUCCUCCCUGGCUGGGGAUUCGGAGAUAGACGUGGAGAGUCUGGAAAUGGAAGCAGAGAAUGGAGAGUCUGAGCCUUGCAGGGCUGAGGGCCAUGAAGAAGAAGAUGAUGAGGAUGACCAGGAUGGGGGAGAAGUGACCCCAACAAAAAAGCAGCAACAGCAGAAACCUGGAGAGAAAGUAGGGGAGCAGAGGAAGCUGAGCCGGACCCCCAAAUGUGCAAGAUGCAGGAACCAUGGGGUGGUGUCUUGCCUGAAGGGCCACAAGCGUUUCUGUCGCUGGAGGGACUGUCAGUGUGCCAACUGUCUGCUGGUGGUGGAGAGGCAGAGGGUGAUGGCAGCACAGGUGGCACUCAGGAGACAGCAGGCCACAGAGGAUAAGAAAGGUCUGUCGGGAAAACAAAACAUUUCAGAGAGAAAAACGGUCUAUCAGAGGCACAUUAGGACACCCAGCUUACUGGCCAAAAGCAUUUUAGAAGGUUACCGACCAGUGCCAGCAGAUGCCUACCUGGGGGGAAAUUCCCAGCUCCCUGCCCCUGUCAGUGACAGAAUGAGGAAGAGAAGAGCCUUUGCUGAUAAGGAGCUAGAGAACAUCAUGCUGGAGAGAGAGUUCAAAGAGAGGGAAAUGUUGGAGGCUACCCAGGCUGCCAGCAUCUUCUUGCCCAACCGCAUGGUCCAUGCUGCAGAGUACAAUGCCUACAAAGCUGCUUAUGGGAACUCACAGGUUGAUGGACCCAAUAAAGACCUUUGCAAUUUUCUCCCCACUUGCCUUGAUCUUACCAUGCAGUAUUCAGGGUCAGGAAAUGUGGAACUUAUAUCUUCUAAUGUCAGUGUGGCUACAACCUAUAGACAGUAUCCAGUACCCUCUAGGUUCUUGGUUUGGCCAAAGAAUGGACCAAUAAGUGAUGCUCUUCUAUACCAGCAGUGCUUAUUAAAUGCUACAGCCAUGCAGACUAUGAAACCUGGACCCAAUUGGGAUUCAAAAUCAAACUCUGCUAUGGAGUGUCCGGUACCAUCAGAACAUGACCUGGUUCCACAAUUGCCUCCCAAAAUAGAAAACCUAGUGUUACACCCUCAAAAUGAACUCAGGAAUAUGCCCCAGGAGAGUGGGGAGAGGUCAGCCUUCUCACCACCCAAAAGGAACUUUUCCCAACUUUCUAGCAAGGAACACUUACCUGCUCCAGAUAAUCUCAUUCACAAGGCCAUCAAAGAGACCACAAAGCAGCCACUGUCUUUAAAGUACAGCCCUUUCCAUUCCAUAUUCCAGCAGGCACAGCUUGAGAAGGCCUUGCCAGAACUGAUAGCCCCCAAUGUCAAAGAUCUGUAUGAAGAACCAGCCAAGAAACCCAGAGAAUAUGCAUCGAAAGAAAAUCAGAAAUACAAGUUUACCAUCGAAAGGUAUAAUAAAGACUUUAUUUUAGCAAAGGAACCAGGCACAAAGCUCCCAGUGAGCGAACCGUUGCCCUUCUCAGUAGAGUCCAUUCUGAAGAGGCCCUCAACUGCAGUGCCAAGAUCUAACCAGUGACUGGUCCUUACUCAAGGAUGGCGCAUUGGAUAAACCACUCAAUAUCUUUUUAUACUCAAGGGGACCAUGAAUUUUUGAGGGGACCACAUGAACAGUUUGAAUUGUGUAAAUUCAUUUUAAUGUUGCCUAUCUAUUGAACAAAUAAUGAUAUUUAAAAUGUAAAUAAAAAGUGAUCUGCAUA